UCUCUCUCUCUCUCUCUCUCUCCAUAUAUACAUUUGUCUCUCCUCUUCCCACAAAACCCGACAAAUGGCCGUUAAUUUCAUCACCAUCACUCGGCCCCUCUCUUUCUCUCUCUAAAAUGCAACUGACCUCUCAGUUUGGCAAUUCUCUGUUCGCUGGCCGUUACAGAGACAGCAACACAAGUUUCACUCUCAAUUUUCUCUCUCUCUCCCUCUCUCUUAAUUUCUAUAUCUGUUUUUUCCUCAUUUGUUCAAUUCAAUUUUGCCGAUCCCACCACUCCCUCUCUCAUCACCAUCGUGAUAGCUUUCUGUGAAUUAAAAUUUCAAUGCUCUAUGGAAGCAACUAUGCCUUGAAGAUCAAUAUAAUCAGAAACUAAACACACACACACACAUAGAGAGAAAUGUUGGAUCUCAAUGUUGAUAUAGACUCUGUAGAUUCAACUUGCGGUGAAAGCAAGGCAAUGAUCACAAUCGAGAAGCUUCCGCGAGGUGUCGGAGCUCAAAUGGAUGAUUCAGGAACUCCAAAUUCCUCUGUCAUCAACUCCGACGAAGCUCCCAAAAUUGGAGGAGACGAAGACUCCAUCUCUCCUUUCAAUUUCGAUAUCUUAAACAAAGGCAAAGAUAGCACCGUAAACAUUAUCGAGAUCGAAGCCGAAUGCGAUGAUAAUUCGGCUUCGCCCUUAGUUACAAUGCAACUUUUCCCGGUCGCCGGAGACGGAGAUAUUGGUGAUUCGACGGGUUUUGUCUCUGGAUCAUCUUCAGCCAUGUCUUUGUUGCGGUCACAAUGGUUGAAUCUCUCGGCUCCGGAGUCAGCUUUAGAGCCAGAAUUGAGAAGUUCUCAGCAACCAAAGCAGCAGAAGACGAAGAGCCGGAGAGGGCCAAGGUCUCGGAGCUCACAGUACCGCGGAGUUACGUUUUACAGGAGAACUGGACGAUGGGAAUCACAUAUCUGGGAUUGUGGGAAGCAAGUGUACUUGGGUGGAUUUGACACUGCUCAUGUGGCUGCUAGAGUGUAUGAUCGUGCUGCAAUCAAAUUUAGGGGAGUUGAUGCUGAUAUCAAUUUCAAUAUAAGUGAUUACAAGGAAGAUAUGAAACAGAUGGAGAACCUAACUAAAGAAGAGUGUGUGCAAGUACUCCGUCGCCAAGGCACUGGGUUCUCUCGGGGAAGCUCAAAAUAUAGAGGAGUGACCCUACACAAAUGUGGUCGAUGGGAAGCUCGGAUGGGUCAAUUACUAGGGAAAAAGUAUAUGUAUCUUGGGUUAUUUGACAAUGAAGAGGAAGCUGCAAGGGCCUAUGAUAAAGCAACCAUCGAAUGCAAUGGACGGGAAGCUGUCACCAACUUUGAGCCUAGUACCAACGAAGUGGGGAGAGUUCUGGGUGCCAAUGAUGGAGUCACUGGCCACAAUCUUGAUCUGAAUCUCUGGAUUUCAUCCCCUUCGUAUGGUCCUAAGAGCAACAACAACAUCAGAGAUCUGAACUUCCAUUGCGCUUCUUCUGAAAUGCCUGAUGGAAAAAGAUCAAAGGUUGAGAGCUCUGUUUCUGCUCCUAUGGGGUUACAAAUUCCCCAUGGUCUUAUGCCAUCAAAGCAUCCUCCCAUGUGGUCUAGCAUGUAUCCCACAAACUAUGAGGAAAGAGCAAUAAGAAAGGGGAGUGAAGCUAUUCCCUCUCCAGUAUUCUCAAAAUGGACAUGGCAAAUGCAAGGUCAAGGCAUGUUCAACCCCGUGCCACUGCCGCUAUUCUCUAAUGCAGCAUCAUCAGGAUUCUCUUCUGCCACUGCUUUGUCAACUACAUUUCCGCCGCUAAAUCCACACAUGACAUGACAAAAGCCCACAGAAACUGGCCUUCAACUCCCUCAUAUAGCACUUUUCAUUUCCACAAUUUCAAGGGCUAAAAAGAUACUGUGCAUACAACAAUUUGACUACAUUUCUUUGGAAGUUCAGGUGGGCAGGAAGGUAGACCAAUUAAAGUAGCAUACGAAUUUUUUUUUAUUUGUUUAUGAUUUGUGUGGCUAGGACUCCAUAUUAAUCGAGCCAAUCUAAGUAAUAUUGUUUCUUUCUGGAGCUUGGCUCAAACUUGGACAAUUAAGCUCCUUUCAAUGUGUGUUCAAGCUUGAUUUGUGUGAUUUUAGAGAGAUUGAGCUCGGUUCGGCUUGGCUUUUGA
Molecule: messenger RNA, 2157 nt
Organism: Cornus florida
Lineage: Eukaryota; Viridiplantae; Streptophyta; Magnoliopsida; Cornales; Cornaceae
Product: APETALA2-like protein 3
Exons: 10
Coding region: 399-1817 (472 amino acids)
Biological process (GO): regulation of DNA-templated transcription
Molecular function (GO): DNA binding; DNA-binding transcription factor activity
Source: RefSeq, a predicted model, not a curated record